Molecule: messenger RNA, 1650 nt
Organism: Nematolebias whitei (Rio pearlfish)
Lineage: Eukaryota; Metazoa; Chordata; Actinopteri; Cyprinodontiformes; Rivulidae
Product: tripartite motif-containing protein 16
Exons: 7
Coding region: 1-1650 (549 amino acids)
Molecular function (GO): protein binding; zinc ion binding
Source: RefSeq, a predicted model, not a curated record
AUGGCGCAUGGUUCAGAGCUGUUCGACUGUGUCAUCUGUCUACAGUUAUUAGAAGAUCCUGUUACCACUGCUUGUGGACACAGUUACUGUAUGAAAUGCCUCAACAUUUUCUGGGAUACAACACCAAACAAUGGAGGAGAAUACAGCUGUCCUCAGUGCCGGACAACUUUCAGAACAAGGCCUGUUCUUCAGAAGAACACUCUCCUGGCUGGCCUGUUGGAAGAACAAAAGAGGAAAAACAAUCAAAGUGGGUUUCAAGGAGACCCUGCUUCACCGGGAGAUGUGCGGUGUGACGUCUGCACAGAGAGAAAACGAACAGCCAAGAUGUUCUGCCUCAUGUGCAUGGCCUCUUACUGUGAGGAGCAUCUGCAGCCUCACCUUGAAGUGGCGCCACUGAAGAAGCACCUCCUGAUUCAGGCCUCCUCCAGAGCCAAAGAAAGCAUCUGCCCCCGUCAUGACAGACGUCUGGAGAUUUACUGUCGCUCUGAUGAGCAGCUGCUGUGCCCGCUUUGUGUGGUGGAACACAAAGGUCACGACAUCGUAGAAGUCACAGCAGCAGUUUGUGAGAAACGGAAUCGACUGGAUUGGACCAGAAAGGAAAUAGCAGACAGAGUGAAUGUUUCGCAGAGUAAAAUGGAUCAGCUGAUGGAUGCUGCAGACUCUAUAAGAGAUGCUGCCUGGGAGGCGUGUGAUGACUUUGAACGACACAUCCCUUUAUACGCCCUCUUCCUGGAGAAGAAAAGCAUCGAGAUGAGAGAGAAAGUUGGAGAAUUGGAGAAAACUGGAGUGGACUGGACCAAAAGUCACCUCGGCCCGCUGGAGCGUGAAGUGUAUGAGCUGAGGGGGAUGGAGGAUAAACUCCUCCAGCUUUCUCAAACAGAUGAUCCCGUUCAAUUCCUUCAGGAUUUCCAGGCCCUCGGUGACCUUCCUGUGUUCACAAACCCACAAGAAGGACCCGAUACACUGACAGACUUUGUAACUGCACACAAAGACAAUUUGAAAAGGAUGUGUGGCAAACAAAAGGAUGAAUUAUUAAGUCAUUUAAAAGACAUUACAACGUUACAGAUUGUAAAACAGCCUUACAUGGAAAUCACAUCAAGAGAAGACAUUUUGCCCUAUUGCACUGAGCUGGAGCUGGAUCCAGACACAGUGAAUGCAUGUCUUUACCUGACAAAAACAAAGAAGGAGAUCUCAUGGGGAAUAACGGGCCAGGCUCAUCCUGAUCAUCCUGACAGAUUCACCUACUUUUACCAGGCUCUGUGCCAGAAGGGCCUUCAGGGUAACCAUUACUGGGAGGUAGAGUGGGACGGCGGGAUCAUCGAGGUGGCCGUGUCGUACAAAAAGAUACAAAGGAAGGGUUCAGGCAAAGACAGCUGUUUCGGCCAUAACAAGUUGUCCUGGAAAUUUACCUGCUCUCCUUCUGGAUGCACGUUUUGGCACAACAAUCUCCACAGAGGUCAGAUCUCGCCGGCUCGCGCCCGCAGACUGGGCGUGCACCUGGAAUAUGACGAAGGAAAGCUGAGCUUCUACAGCGUUUCAAGGCCUGACAGGCUGACCCUCCUGCACCAGAUCCAGACCAGCUUCACCGAGCCACUCCAUCCAGGCUUUUCUGUUGAUCUAGGUGCAACACUGACAAUAUGCCAAAUUUAA